CUCCAGCUUCCAGCUUUCACUUCACUGGAUAAGCUUUGUCUGAUGUUCGUACUAUUUAUAAAAAAGAAAAUUUGCUCGCCCAAAGUUUUCUUUUUACGCUUUUGCCAUCCUUCCCAUUUGCCCCAUCUAUUUAUUGGCACCACCAUCAGAAAGAACUCUGUACGUAUAAAUAUAUAUGCAGAGGAAACAGAGCAGAGUGAGGUCUUUGGAUAUGGCGGUGCUUCCUUAUAAUGCAGUUUUCCUCCUCUUCAUCCUCACCGCCUUACACGCUGUAAACCUAGCAAAUUCCCAGUCAUUCAUUGGCGUUAACUACGGCCAAGUCGCCGACAACCUCCCUCCAACGUCAGCGACUGUGAAACUGCUCCAGUCUACCACCAUACAGAAGGUCCGAUUGUACGGAUCUGACCCGGCUGUCAUCAAAGCAUUGGCGAACACCGGAAUCGGAAUAGUCAUCGGAGCAGCCAACGGCGCCAUUCCUGCACUGGCUUCCGACCUGAACUUCGCCAAGAACUGGGUUAAUACCAACGUAGCCCCGUUCUAUCCGGCGAGCAAGAUCAUCCUCAUCACCGUCGGCAACGAGGUCAUGACCUCCGGUGACCAGAAUCUCAUGAACCAGCUUUUGCCAGCUAUGCAAAAUAUGCAAAACGCCCUCGACUCGGUGUCUCUCGGUGGCAAGAUUAAAGUAUCCACCGUCCAUUCCAUGGCGGUGCUCAAGCAGUCCGAACCUCCGUCUUCUGGAUCAUUCGACCCUAGCUUUGCCGACGUGAUGAAGGGACUGUUGGGGUUCAACAAGAACACCGGUUCACCUUUCGCCAUCAACCCAUACCCUUACUUCGCCUACCGGAGCGACCCGAGACCUGAAACUCUCGCCUUCUGUCUAUUUCAACCGAAUGCAGGGCGGUUCGACUCCAACACCAAGAUCAAUUACAUGAACAUGUUCGACGCUCAAGUGGAUGCUGUGCACUCUGCGUUGAGUUCAAUGGGGUUUAAGGACGUGGAAAUUGUGGUGGCGGAGACCGGGUGGCCUUACAAAGGAGACAGCAAUGAAGUAGGGCCAAGUGUUGAGAACGCCAAGGCUUAUAAUGGGAAUUUGAUUGCGCACCUUCGGUCAAUGGCAGGAACUCCAUUGAUGCCAGGAAAACCAGUUGACACUUACCUGUUUGCUUUAUAUGAUGAGGACCUGAAACCAGGACCUACUUCUGAGCGAGCGUUUGGGCUUUUUAAGCCUGAUCUCACAAUGACAUACGAUGUUGGUCUCAUGACCAAAGGUGGCAGCAGCCAGACCCCGGCUAGUCCCAAAGCACCAACAAAUCCAUCACCUAGUCCGAAAAAUCCUGUAUGGUGCGUGCCAAAGGCAGAUGUAUCAAAUGCCCAAUUGCAGGCAAAUCUGGAUUAUGUUUGCGGGCGAGGCCUUGAUUGCAGUCCAAUUCAACCGGGCGGAGCUUGUUUCGAGCCAAACACGAUAGCAUCACAUGCAGCAUUUGCCAUGAAUCUGCUUUAUCAAACUGCUGGUCGGAAUCCAUGGGACUGCGAUUUCUCUCAGACAGCUACUCUCUCAUCUAACAAUCCCAGCUACGACGGUUGCAGCUAUCCAGCUGGGAGUACUUGAAUAAAAAGCAUCGGGCGGCUCUACUUUAUUCUCAGUUAUUGCCUUUAGCAUCAGAUUCAGCCUUCUGUUUCCUUUUCAUAUUUAUUAUAUAUCUGUAAUUAAUUUAACUAUAUAUAUGUGUAUCUUUUAAAGUACACAUAAUUGUAAGAUUAGCUUAUACAGAUUUGCAUGUGGUUUGCUUUAA
This is a messenger RNA of Carica papaya (papaya), 1793 nucleotides long. Its product is annotated as Glycosyl hydrolase family 17 protein. Gene Ontology annotation, biological process: carbohydrate metabolic process. The record is from RefSeq and is a predicted model, not a curated record. Gene Ontology annotation, molecular function: hydrolase activity, hydrolyzing O-glycosyl compounds. NCBI's taxonomy places the organism in Eukaryota, Viridiplantae, Streptophyta, Magnoliopsida, Brassicales, Caricaceae.